Molecule: messenger RNA, 1379 nt
Organism: Coccidioides immitis RS
Lineage: Eukaryota; Fungi; Ascomycota; Eurotiomycetes; Onygenales; Onygenaceae
Exons: 3
Coding region: 66-587 (173 amino acids)
Biological process (GO): ribosomal large subunit export from nucleus
Cellular component (GO): preribosome, large subunit precursor; nucleolus
Source: RefSeq, a predicted model, not a curated record
AAAUAAUAUCCGCGAUAAUUGUCAAUAAAAAAAAGUCAUCUUGAAGUCAAGGGUGAAAGGGAAAGAUGAAAACUCCGAAAUUAAAAUCGAAUAGAACGAAAUCCGUCCGCUCUCGUGCUGCGCGACGAGAUGCCUCUCCAAGUGUCGAUGUCGACAAGUCUAUAGCGUCACUUCCCCGUGCGGAGCGAACUGUCUUGACCCGACCUUCCGUCCUCGGUGCACAGCAUGUCGCUGGUGUAUCGAAAAAGAAGCAAAAGCGCCAGACGCGGGCGCAACGUCUCCGGCAAGAAAAGGGAUUAGAACGGGCAGAAAUAGUGAUGGAUAAAACUGAAAAGAAGGUUGCGAAGAGCAUGAAUAGAGGAAAGGUUGUAAAAGCACGAAAGGCUACGUGGGAUGACCUCAACAAACGGGGCACAAAUGCAUAUAAGAUUCUACAAGAUCAAGGCCCUGAUGCCAUGGAUACGAGCGACAACGAAAGACAACCGAAACAACGAAAACCAGCCGUGUCAUCCGUUAAUCCACCGCAACUCGCCCAACCCGCGCAGACGGAGCAGUUUGAUUUUGAACUCGACGGAGAGAUCACCUAAACCCGGACAGCGGCUUCAAAAUUAUUUUCACAAUGGAUCUUAUUUCUUGGGCCUCAGUUGAAUAAUCAUCCGGUCUAUUUCCGCCACAGUAUUGCCGGAGGCGCGAGUUCUUAACCGCUCAAGGCUGCUGAUAUCUUUUGCCUUGAGGGCCUCUUCUCCGGCCUUAACUACCAUUCCGCACUUGAUCCACAUCUCAAUUCUUUCGGAAACGCCUAGUGUGGUGCACUUGGGGAUAAAUGUGGAAGCAAGUUUCGUGUUUCCGGCCCCGAGAAUCUCGUUGUAAAAAGGCUAUCAUAUAUAAGCUACCAUUCACGCAAAAAGAUUAAAUGGCUCCCUGCUGGAAUUUCCAAGGUUUAAGGAACAUACCUCCCAUCCAAUAGGGGAUUUUUUGGCUUUGCCUAUUUCUUCAAGCUCCCCCCAGUCACGCUUUGCGACUAAACCUCGCAGUCUCAACCACCAAUAAGUUUUCUCGGGAACUUUGAAUUCACUCUGAACUUUGCUGGCGCGUUUCCCGUAACCAGAUCGAAUCAGCCUGUAUAUAGUUUCGUUCACACUUAGACCAACAAAAUUGACGCCGUCAGAGAGAUCUUUGUCUAGGCCUUCUUGGAUUUUCAGGAGUUGAGACGCUUCGGUUAGUGCCUUGAGAUGCGAUUGAACGUUUGCGUCUUUAGAAUCUGAGAGCAAGCGAGAUGCGAUACGCAUCUUAUCUAUUUUUCCUUGCAGACUGGGUUGUUUUAGAGCCUCUCUGAAGAGCAGAUUCGAUCCAUCAAUAGACCUGUCAUCUUGGUAAAA